Molecule: messenger RNA, 2407 nt
Organism: Oryza brachyantha (malo sina)
Lineage: Eukaryota; Viridiplantae; Streptophyta; Magnoliopsida; Poales; Poaceae
Product: heat stress transcription factor A-2c
Exons: 11
Coding region: 152-1894 (580 amino acids)
Biological process (GO): regulation of DNA-templated transcription
Molecular function (GO): acireductone dioxygenase [iron(II)-requiring] activity; sequence-specific DNA binding; DNA-binding transcription factor activity
Source: RefSeq, a predicted model, not a curated record
UCGGCCGCUGCGGCUGUCCCGAGGAAGAAGAAGCGGAGGAGGAGAAAGCAGCGGCGAGUGGAGCGGAAAAAAAAAAUCUUCUCCUCAGAAGGAGGAACACGAUUGAAACCCGCAUCGAGGGGGUUGCUCUUGCUUCCACCCCGCAAUCCACAUGGAGAACGAAUUCCAGGAUGGUAAGACGGAGGUCAUUGAAGCCUGGUACAUGGAUGACAGUGAAGAGGACCAGAGGCUUCCUCAUCACCGCGAACCCAAAGAAUUCAUUCCUAUUGAGAAGCUUACAGAAUUAGGAGUAAUCAGCUGGCGCCUAAAUCCUGAUAACUGGGAGAAUGAUGAGAACCUGAGGAGAAUCCGUGAAGCCAGAGGUUACUCUUAUGUGGACAUCUGUGAUGUAUGCCCAGAAAAGCUGCCAAAUUAUGAAACUAAGAUUAAGAAUUUCUUUGAAGAACACCUGCAUACUGAUGAAGAAAUACGCUAUUGUCUUGAGGGGAGUGGAUACUUUGAUGUCAGGGACCAAAAUGAUCAGUGGAUCCGUAUAGCAGUUAAGAAAGGGGGAAUGAUUGUUCUGCCUGCUGGGAUGUACCAUCGCUUUACAUUGGACACUGAUAACUAUAUCAAGGCAAUGCGGCUGUUUGUCGGUGACCCUGUCUGGACACCGUACAACCGCCCCCACGAUCAUCUCCCAGAAAGAAAGGAGUAUCUGGACAAACUUCUCAAGAUAGAUGGUGAGAAUCAGGCUGUUGAAGGUCUUGAUUCGGGGUUCUUGGUGGUGGUUCGGAAAGGGGCGGGGUUUUGGGGUGGGAGGGUCAUGGACCCGACGGCGGCGGCGGCGGCGGAGGGGGGCAUUGUGAAGGAGGAGGUGGUGGAGGGGUCGCAGCGGCAGCGGGAGGAGGGGGAGGGGGCGCCGCGGCCGAUGGAGGGGCUACACGAGGUGGGGCCGCCGCCGUUCCUGACGAAGACGUACGACCUGGUGGAGGAGGCGUCCACCGACGGCGUCGUGUCGUGGAGCCGCGCCGGGAACAGCUUCGUCGUCUGGGACCCGCACGUCUUCGCCGACCUCCUCCUCCCGCGCCUCUUCAAGCACAACAACUUCUCCAGCUUCGUCCGCCAGCUCAACACCUACGGCUUCAGAAAGGUCGAUCCUGAUAGGUGGGAGUUUGCAAAUGAGGGUUUUCUCAGGGGUCAAAGGCAUCUCCUGAAAACUAUAAAGAGAAGGAAGCCACCAUCCAAUGCCCCUUCAUCACAACAACAGUCCCUCACAUCUUGUCUGGAAGUUGGCGAGUUCGGGUUUGAGGAAGAGAUUGACAGGCUGAAGCGUGACAAGAAUAUUUUGAUCACAGAAGUAGUAAAACUGAGGCAGGAGCAGCAGGCUACUAAAGAUCAUGUGAAAGCCAUGGAAGAUAGGCUACGAGCUGCUGAGCAGAAGCAGGUCCAGAUGAUGGGGUUCUUGGCAAGAGCAAUGCGCAACCCAGAGUUCUUCCAGCAGUUGGCACAGCAGAAAGAGAAGAGGAAGGAGCUUGAGGAUGCCAUCUCAAAGAAAAGAAGGCGGCCUAUAGACAAUGUUCCAUUCUACAGCCCUGGGGAAACAAGUCAGGCUGAGCAACUUGAUUCGUCGUAUCUGUUUGAUUCGGGCGUGCUUAAUGAGUUCAGUGAACCUGGAAUCCCUGAGCUGGAGAAUCUAGCAGUGAACAUCCAGGAUCUGGGGAAGGAUAGGGUAGAUGGAGAGAGGCAGUAUGAAGCUAAUGGCCAGGCAGAGCUCGGAGAUGACUUCUGGGCAGAUCUGUUGGUUGAAGAUUUCGGGAGCAAGGAGGAGCAGUCAGAGUUGGAGGCAAAAAUCGAAGGCAUCGAUGAACUGGCUCAACAGUUGGGGUAUCUGAGCUCAACUAGCCCAAAAUAGAGUUGAUUUUGUGAUUGUUCACCCAACUAUUGCUUCAGUGCUAUUGAAGAUCCAUCUUGAACAAACUGAUCCAAUUGACCAGGGGAAAUAUGACCACAAGGUGUUCAUGGUGGUUCCCAGACUCUGGACGCCACACAAUCUGUUUCGUUUGACAGAGAUCCAUGACCUGUAACGGAAAUACGGUGGCUGCCUCUAACUCUGCUGAUGAUUUGCAAUGGAUCUUAAACACAAUGACUAUGGAAGUAGAUAGCUGAUGUAAACUUGUAGUCAUAAUCAGCUGUGGUUUCAGUAGCUCCCUGUGGAAAUGUGUUACUGCUUGUACAAUCAAUUUGGUUAAGUCGUAGUAGACUGUGCCAGUCCCUUUGUAUUGGCAUCUGGCUGUAUGUUGCCUCAGUCCGAAACUUAUGGUCCCUGUUACCACUUCUAGGUUAGGUCUCCAUGAGUUCACUCAUGAUGUGUCCUGGAACAUCUAUGCUGUUCAAAUAAAGAUAAUCAAAUUUUGCUUGCUUCUUA